AUCCUCCAACAUUAUUUUAAAAAUCUUAUGGAACAUCGUGUCUCGUAUAUCCUCGUAGUUUUUGACGUACUACACAGUUCUUAAAUACGGCGGCCAUCUUAAGUGUUUUGGCUGGGAUACUGUUGCUGGUUUUUGCCUAUUAACGAUAAUAGUUAUAAAAAUAUUUAUAAAAAAAAAGAACACUAUUUUUUUGCCAUGUCUGGUGCUUAUUCCCGAACUAGUGGACUAAUUCAAAGGCGAACUGCUACUGUUACUAAUAGCACAAAUGAAUCUACAAAUGACGAAAAAGAGGAAAAGUCUAGCCCAGAUGAAGACGAGGAUCUUGAUUCAAAAGAAACUCGAUUGACCCUAAUGGAAGAAGUCCUUUUACUAGGAUUAAAAGACAGAGAGGGUUAUACUUCAUUUUGGAAUGACUGCAUAUCAUCUGGACUUCGAGGAUGCAUAUUGAUUGAGUUAUCUUUGCGAGGCAGAAUUGAACUUGAGAAAGCUGGAAUGCGUCGCCGGAGCCUGACUAAUCGAAAAGUUAUUUGUAAGAAUGAUCAGCCAACUGGAGAUGUUUUACUGGAUGAAGCCUUAAGACAUAUAAAAGAAACCCAGCCACCUGAAACUGUACAAUCAUGGAUAGAAUAUUUAAGUGGUGAAACAUGGAAUCCAUUGAAACUGCGCUAUCAGUUGCGUAACGUUAGAGAACGUCUUGCUAAAAAUUUGGUGGAGAAAGGAGUUUGCACAACAGAAAAACAGAACUUUCUUCUGUUUGAUAUGACCACACAUCCUCUGACCGACAAUGUUGUCAAACAGAGGCUUAUAAAACGAGUACAGGAAUCAGUUCUCAAUCGUUGGACCAAUGAUGCCCACAGGAUGGAUCGCCGUAUGUUGUCUCUUAUUUAUUUAGCUCAUUCUUCGGAUGUUUUAGAAAAUGCUUUUGCUCCACUCUCUGAUGAUGAUUAUGAAGUAGCCAUGAAGAGAGUACGAGAACUAUUGGAUCUGGACUUUGAUGCAGAGAGUAUGAAAGAAGGAACAAAUGAACUGAUGUGGGCAGUUAUCAGUGCUAUGAGCAAGUAAAAGUGGCAUACUCAGUCAUUUGAAUGCUUACUGUCAUGGGGGAAUAUUUUUGAUUUACACUCUUGGAAUUGAACAUAAAGAGUUGCUCUAUACAUUCAUAUAUAACUUCUUGUCAUAUUCUUUCCUAUAGUCAGUGAUCAAACACUAAUCCUGUUAAUUAAAGCAAUCCACAUUUGUAUUUUGAAUAGUCUUCAGAUUGGUUGAAUUUAUGACCACUAGCUAUCACAUGGGAGGGUGAAGAUGAAAUCAUCAUUUCUAGUUGAAUAAAGAAACAAGUACUGGUAUUUUAAAAUGUAGCUUCAUACAAAAUGUGGACUUGUUCCUCAACUAAUGCAAACAAUUUAGCUGUCCAUGUUUGAGUUAAAUAUAAUUUUGUUUUUAUAGCCACCAUGGACUUGUUUGUCAAAGGUGUUUUUUUUUCAUUAUGGGUUGAUUGUUAUACUUGUGCUGGUGUGUAUGUUGACAUUGAAAACAUGGUUUUGAUUUGUAGUGUAUUUGUAAACAAUGAAUAUGUGUUUCUGAUCUGAUCUUAUUAACAAUGAUAACUUGUGUUUUUGUUGUGGUAAUUUUGUUUGUUUACAAUGAAUGCAUUAAGUUUUUGUUUUGGGUUAUUUGUUACACAUUUUUAUUUUGGAUAUGGUAGUAGCUUGUGUGAGAAAAUAUUUACUAAUAGGAUUUUCUUUUUUUUUUUAACACAUAGUUUUCAUAAUAACAUCCCAUAUAAAUGUUAAAUACAUAUAAAUUAAAUUUC
Biomphalaria glabrata is the source of this 1813-nucleotide messenger RNA. Its product is annotated as Golgi phosphoprotein 3-like. The record is from RefSeq and is a predicted model, not a curated record. Gene Ontology annotation, molecular function: phosphatidylinositol-4-phosphate binding. Bases 196 to 1062 code for a protein of 288 amino acids. Gene Ontology annotation, cellular component: Golgi cisterna; trans-Golgi network; cytosol. The transcript is spliced from 3 exons. Gene Ontology annotation, biological process: Golgi vesicle budding; retrograde vesicle-mediated transport, Golgi to endoplasmic reticulum; Golgi organization. NCBI's taxonomy places the organism in Eukaryota, Metazoa, Mollusca, Gastropoda, Planorbidae.